AUGGACAAGUUCGGCAAAUUAAGUAUUGAUGAUGAACUGGACAGGACUAUAAGAGAGGAAGAUUUAGUACGACUAUCUAAUCUUAGCAUAUCUGAUGAAAUUGGCAGAAUGUCACCCCAGGUUUUUACCAAAUAUAUGCCACAUUCUCCCGUGUGUCCUUCACCACUAAGGCAUGCUAUGCAAUUAGAUCCACUAGGUGAUAAAAUGGACGUAGAUGAACUGAUAGAUGAGGAAGCAAACGCUGAAGGUGAAGGGGAAGGUGUUGAUACUAGAAUAGUGCAAAGAAGCCAAGAUAUUUUGGAAGAGGGAGAUAUGCAACGGGACGUUCAAGAAGCAUCACCAACACCAUCGCCAACUAAACAGGUAAGCAAAGAGAAAUCAUCACAGGAUAAUAAUACUGCCAAAAACCAUGAUGAUGUGAUGAAGGAAGAAGUUAGUGAAUUGGAUGAGUCAGAUUCAAAAGAAGAUGAAGAGAGUGUACAUAGAGGAGCAGUGAUAAGAGCAUUGCUAUCUCCAACUUCAUUAGGUGUAGCUGCAGCAGCCAAAAUUGAUGGUAUACCAAUUGAAUCACCAGCACAAGCGUCUAAACCUGCCCCAAAAGAAGUUCUCAAUACGGAUAGAAAGGCUUCUGAUGCUAAUGUUACAGGAAUCGAUUUUACCGAUUUGAAAGAUGAACUUAGGUGGAGAUCAAGAAGCCAACCUAUUCAGGUUUCAAUUAAUCACCACCACUACUACCCCAAUACGGACGGAUACCGACCAUUUGUACAAGAUUGGUCAAGACCUGUGGAAUCAGAGUACGAUGAACCUUAUAAACUUCCUGUCCCCUGGUCAUCUAACUGUAAACCGGUUUCUAAAAACUCUUAUACCUUUGUCUCAUACCUGCAGUUAUUUCUUAAUUUUAUUACAGUCGUGGUCCUAUUCUCAUUUGUUACAUCGCUCGUGCGCUCUUUGAAGACUGAUAUAACUUCCUCCUGGAAUCACAAAAGAUUAGAGUUAGAAUAUGAAUCAAUUAACUGUAAAAAUCUUUAUGCCAUUAACGAAUGUACUUUGCGUAAUAAACCAGCGCUACAGGGUCAGUGUGAACAAUGGGAAAGGUGCAUGAAUAAAGACAACGAUUUAUUUUUUAGAGCAAGAACGACACUGGGGGCACGACUAUUUGGUGAAGUGAUUAAUUCAUUUGUUGAACCAAUUGGAUGGAAGGCAUUACUUGUUGUUAUGUUGGGAUUAGCUAUUUGGUGCUUUAGUUCAAAUUUCCUACUAGGUUACAUGCGAGCCAAGAGUUAUUACGGAGAUGCUAAUCAACAAUAUCUCCUUCAACAACGUCGUCAACUUUUCUUGAAGGAUGAGGACCGUGCAAACAGAGAGUUAUCAUUACGCAGUGAUAAUACAUAG
Molecule: messenger RNA, 1392 nt
Organism: Zygosaccharomyces rouxii
Lineage: Eukaryota; Fungi; Ascomycota; Saccharomycetes; Saccharomycetales; Saccharomycetaceae
Gene: BRL1
Product: Brl1p
Exons: 1
Coding region: 1-1392 (463 amino acids)
Biological process (GO): lipid homeostasis; nuclear envelope organization
Cellular component (GO): nuclear membrane; nuclear envelope
Source: RefSeq, a predicted model, not a curated record